AUGACGGCCGACAGCUCACGUCCGAGGAGUUCUAGUGUCGAUCGCAAAACGACGACAGAUAAUGACUCCGGAAUAUCACCACAGAAAGCCGCCACAACAAAGCCACUGUACUCAUACAAUGAUUCCAGUCUGUCGACCGACGAGCGGGUCGCGGACCUCCUUUCCCGCAUGACACUGGAGGAAAAGGCCGGGCAGCUAUUCCACAAUAUGAUCAUUCCGGGUCCAGGAGGCUCCCUCGCCGAGGCUAAUCCAGCAAACGGGUUUCCUUCGACCAGGGAGAUGCUCGACGACAAGAAGAUGUCGCACUUCAACAUCAUCGGCCCAAUCUCGGACCCGCGCCUCGUCGCGCGCUGGCACAAUAAGUUGCAGCAGCACGUGCUGGACCACUCGCGGCUCGGCAUCCCCGUCACGCUGUCGUCGGACCCGCGCAACCACUUCGACACCAAUAUCGGGACGGGUUCCCGGGCAGGCGCUCUAAGUCAGUGGCCCGAGACGUUCGGCUUCGCGGCGCUGCGCAGCCCCGAGCUCGCCCGCCGAUUCGCGGAUGUCGUUCGGCAGGAGUACAUCGCCGUCGGCCUGCGCGUAGCACUACACCCGCAGGCUGACCUGGCGACCGAGUACCGGUGGGCGCGGGUCAACUCGACGUUUGGAGAGGACGCCGACGUGGCUUCCGAGUUAGUUACCGCAUGUGUUGGGGGUCUUCAGGGGCGCCUUUCCAGGACUGGGGAUGGUCUGGACAGCGUGUCGACGACGACGAAGCACUUCCCUGGUGCUGGCCCUGAGAUGGAUGGGGAGGACUCCCACUUCACCUACGGCAAAGAGCAGAUUUACCCUGGUGGAAAUUUUGAGUAUCAUCUGGAGCCGUUUAGAAAGGCAAUUCUGGCUGGCACAAGACAGAUCAUGCCCUCGUAUGCGAUGCCAGUCGGAACAAAGUACGAACAAGUCGGCUUCGCCUUUAACAAGGGAAUCAUAACGGGCCUCCUCCGCAAAGAGCUUGGCUUCGAGGGCAUUAUCGUCACGGACUGGGGCCUCGUCACGGACGCAGUCAUCCUGGGCCAGGACAUGCCGGCACGAGCGUGGGGUUGCGAGCACCUCAGCGAGCUGGAGCGCACGGUCAAGAUCCUCGACGCAGGAUGCGACCAGUUCGGCGGCGAGUCGGUGCCCGAGCUGGUCGUGCAGGCCGUGGAGGAGGGGUUCGUCUCAGAGGUGCGCAUCGACGAGUCGGUCCGCCGCGUGCUUAGGGAGAAGUUCGUGCUCGGUCUGUUCGACGGCAAGCGCUUCGUGGACGUAGAAGAGGCGGGAAGAAUUGCGGGCAAGCCCGAGUUCAUCGCGCAGGGCCAGGCUGCGCAACGGGAGGCGUUCACAGUACUCACGAACCACGGAGCGGUGUUCCCUCUCCCUGCGUCCCAACAAGACAGAACGUUCUACGUGGAGGGCUUGGAUGCCGAUGUCGCCCGGAGACGGGGCCUGAAGAUCGUUGACACGCCUGCUGAGGCGGACAUCGCGCUGGUCCGGCUGAGAGCUCCGCACCAGGCGCGGCCGGGUGGCUUCGAGUCGAUGUUCCAUUCAGGGUCGCUUGAGUUUCCCGAGAAAGAAGCCGCGCGCGUGUCGAACCUGAUCAGGUCGGUGCCCACAUCGAUCGUCGAUGUCUACCUGGACCGCCCAGCUGUGCUGACGCCCAUUGUCGAGGCCCAGGAGGCUGCCAACGGUAGUAGUUGGGUAGGAAGUGCCCUGACAGCGAACUACGGGGGCGACACAGACGCGUUCCUCGACGUGUGCUUGGGCAUUGGGAAGUCGUCGCCCCGGGGCAGGCUGCCGUUUGACCUGCCACGGUCGAUGAAGGCUGCGAGCGAGAGUCGAGAGGAUGUGCCCUUCGACACGAAAGACCCACUGUUUCGCUUCGGACACGGUCUCGAAUACCCGAAUUGA
Molecule: messenger RNA, 1929 nt
Organism: Diaporthe citri
Lineage: Eukaryota; Fungi; Ascomycota; Sordariomycetes; Diaporthales; Diaporthaceae
Exons: 2
Coding region: 1-1929 (642 amino acids)
Biological process (GO): glucan catabolic process
Molecular function (GO): beta-glucosidase activity
Source: RefSeq, a predicted model, not a curated record